Adineta steineri is the source of this 1032-nucleotide messenger RNA. NCBI's taxonomy places the organism in Eukaryota, Metazoa, Rotifera, Eurotatoria, Adinetida, Adinetidae. The record is from the annotation of a GenBank genome assembly.
AUGGCAAAAGUACCGACACAUCAAUUGGGUAAAAAUGGUCCACAAGUAUCAGCUCUUGGAUUUGGAGCUAUGGGUUUAUCAAUAGGACGUGGAACUGUUCAAUCAGAUGAAGAACGAUUCAAAGUAUUUGAUCGAGCAAUUGAACUUGGAUGUACUUUUUUUGAUAGUGCUGAUAUGUAUGGAGAUAGUGAAGAUCUUUUAGGAAAAUAUUUUAAAAAAUAUCCUGAACAACGUAAAAAGGUAUUUCUUGCAACAAAAUUUGCAAAUGUUGUCUCUCCUGGUUGGAAAAGCUUUUCUGUUCGUGGUGAUGCUGAAUAUGUUCGUCAAGCAAAUGAAAAAACUUUAAAACGUCUUGGUCUUGAUUAUGUUGAUCUUUAUUAUGCACAUCGUAUUGAUAAAACAGUUCCAAUUGAAGAAACAGUUGGUGCAUUGAAAGAACUUGUUGAUGCUGGUAAAGUUAAAUAUCUUGGUUUAUCUGAAUGUUCAAGUGAUACACUUCGACGAGCAUAUGCUGUUCAUCCAAUUGCUUGUGUACAAAUUGAAUAUUCACCAUUUAGUUUAGAUAUUGAACGAGAUGAAAUUGGUUUAUUGAAAACAUGUCGUGAACUUGGCGUAGCUAUUGUUUGUUAUUCACCUUUGGGUCGUGGUCUACUCGGCGGACAAAUUAAAAGUCCAGAUGAUUUAGAAGAAGGUGAUUUUCGAAAAAUGUUACCGCGUUUUUCUAAAGAAAACUUUCCUAAAAAUAUUGAAUUAGUUAAUCAAUUAACAGCAUUGGCUAAAGAAAAAGGUUGUACUAUUGGUCAGUUAACAUUGGCAUGGAUACUUGCUCAAGGUGAUGAUUUUAUUCCAAUACCUGGUACAUCAAAAAUAAAAAACUUAGAAGAAAAUGCAGGAGCAGCUCAAGUUAAAUUAAGUAAAGAAGAAGUUAAAAAAAUUCGUGAUGCUUGUGAAAAAGCUGAUGUUCAAGGUGAUCGUUACCCUCCACAAUUUAGUGCUCACCUAUUUGGUGAUUCCGCUCCAAAGAAGAACUAA